AGUGCUACAUAUCACAACAGGCCACAACAUCAUUCGCGAUAACAGCCAGACACUCCCUGUACAGAUGCACAGGAUCAGCCAUCCCUUAACUUGAGGAUCAAGUGGUGUUCUUACAGCGCUAUUGAGCAUCAUCUUCAUGCCAGUAGGAAAGGACAUGGUGCUCUGCAUUCCAAAAUAAAGCUUUGGAUUUUUGCUGAGGAGCCAAUGCUUUUAUUACAAUCUCGAAACGAAUAUGAAAAAGCAGUGCUAUGGGCUAAAUAUUUCUGCAUGCUCUGUAUCUACUUUCACAAAAAUAUCAGCGCUACAAAUGUCAUGGCGAUCAACAUACAGAAGUUCAAAAUUCCGGAAUGUGUAUGGCAAAGUCGGCCAGCGAGAGGCGUGCUAUGAAGGUAUUCCUAUUACCAGGAAUGUCCAUGACAACCACUUCUGUGCUGUCAACCCCAAAUUCCUUGCAGUUGUCACAGAGAGCUCAGGAGGAGGAUCUUUCCUGGUUAUACCGAUUUACAAGGUAGGUCGAGUAGAUCCACAUCACCCAAAGAUAUGUGGCCACCAGGGCAACGUUCUGGACAUUAAAUGGUGUCCAUUCAGGGACAAUAUCAUUGCUUCCUGCUCAGAGGACUGCUCUGUGAGAAUCUGGGAGAUUCCUGAUGGUGGCUUGAGACGCAAUAUGACAGAGGCUCAGAUGGUCCUGAUUGGUCACAGCAGGAGGGUGGGACUUAUAGAAUGGCACCCCACUUGUAGUGGAAUACUCUACAGUGCUGGAUAUGAUGGAAAGAUUCUGUUAUGGAACUUGGAGAAGGGCGAGGCUGUGAAGAUGAUUGACAGCCACUCAGAUGUGGUCCUCUGCAUGUCCUUCAGUAGAGAUGGAAGCCUGCUGGCCACCAGCUGCAAAGACAAAAAGCUACGAAUUAUAGAAGCACGCUCAGGAAGGGUGCUACAGGAAGCAUACAGUAAGAGCCACCGAGUGAGCAGGGUGGUGUUUCUGGGCAACAUGAAACAUGUGCUUACAACAGGACUCUCACGAUGGAAUACUAGACAAGUAGCAGUGUGGGAUCAGGAGGACUUGUCUGUGCCAAUCAUUGAGGAAGAGAUAGAUGGCCUCUCUGGACUUCUCUUCCCUUUUUAUGAUGCAGACACACACAUGCUUUACCUCGCAGGCAAGGGAGAUGGAAAUAUCAGAUACUAUGAGGUGAGUCCAGAGAAGCCUCACCUGCAAUAUCUAAUGGAGUUUAGUUCCUCUGCUCCCCAGAAAGGACUCGGUGUGAUGCCAAAGCGGGGUCUGGAUGUGGGAGAGUGUGAAGUGUUCCGUUUCUACAAACUGAUUACUCUAAAAGGUCUAGUGGAACCCAUUUCAAUGAUCGUGCCACGCAAAGCAGAGAUAUUCCAGGAGGACAUCUAUCCAAUGACUUCUGGUGCAGAGCCAGCACUCACUACUGAAGAGUGGCUCAGUGGGAUAGACCGAGGACCAGUCCUAGUAUCCCUUAAGGAGAAAUAUAAGCAGCCGAAACCAGCUGGUCCUAAAGCUGCUAAGAGAGAGAAGAAAGCAUUGGCAAAGACGAUGAAAGGAUUUGACCUGCUGGAGAAUGUCUCUCCCAAGUCAGACAAUGAGUUCCUGAGGAUGUUCUAUAGGCAGCAAGAUGAACUUAAACAACUACAGAAGGAGCUCAGAGAUAAAGAUGAGAGAAUCAAACACUUGGAACUGGAACUCAACAACUUAAAAAAUAACAUGACAUUAAAUUUGAGCAUUAGUAACAAUUAGUAACACAUUUUUCAUACAAUUUUACAAGAGGAAUUUAUGAAUAUAAUGGCUUUAAAAGAAAAAUCAAAAAUAUUACUGGGGAGCAUUAGACUGAAGGAUGUUUACUUGGCUUUCAAUGGGAGCAUGUAUUUUGCAGACAUCUGUAUGAGGUCUAACCAUAUGUACAAGAGUCCCUAAUACUGACCUUAUUUCUAGAUCAUGUCAUGUACAUAUUCCCACUACAAUUACUCAAGUCAAACAGGUCAUGUUUACAUGACAUGCAGCUGAGAAAUUAUGAUUCUUGUCACUGUUUAUGUGGCGAUUUGGACCAUAUUUAUGGAAGAGAUUUAUAGGGAUGAACUGGAAGCAAACGCAGUUGGAUUUUGCCUUUAAGGCCCCAACCAGGCAUUAUUGUCAUGACCCAGUGAUGAUCUGAUCCACCAGUAGAUGGCAGCGAGGUCAUUCUGCCAUGUGUUUCUUAGGUAUACUCCCACAGGUUUAAACUUCAUUCUUUUAUUCUUGGUUUUGAUCAUGUGUGACAUUUCACAAUGACUGAUCUAAUUUCCAAGAGCAAAUACAAAUGAGAGUAAUUUUAAUAGAAAGUUAAAUCCUCUCACUACAAAAUGCCAUUCACUUGAUGCUUAAUACUUUUUAUGUAUUUAUUGUGCAAUAAAUACAUCUUCUUGGUA
This is a messenger RNA of Electrophorus electricus (electric eel), 2427 nucleotides long. NCBI's taxonomy places the organism in Eukaryota, Metazoa, Chordata, Actinopteri, Gymnotiformes, Gymnotidae. The record is from RefSeq and is a predicted model, not a curated record.